GCCCUUUGCGGAUCGAGGAGCAAGGGAAUGGCUACUACAGUUACGGUGUCUAGCUUCAAGUUUCCAUCGUCUUCCGGUCGAUCCUACAAUACCCCAGAAAACAUUACCUCUGUAAUCGCCUCCGCCUAUGCUUCCACUUCGCUUGUCUCUUUGCCAAAAGUAAGCACCUCAGCUGCCUCCUUGAGAAGGCGCAGGAACUUACCAGGAGCGUCCUCGGAAGGUAUUCCUACUGAAUUAGCUGAAGACCCCAAAUUUGUUCCUUUAAAUGCUGAUGACCCUAUCUAUGGUCCACCAGCUUUACUGCUUAUGGGAUUUGAAGAAGAUGAAAUGGAAAAGAUUCAAAUGCUUCUAAAAGAGCUUGAUGGUGAAUUUUUGAAGGUUAUUUAUUGUACAGAGGAUAUGAUUAAGCAGACAGUUUGGGAUGCAAUGCACACUGAACAGAUCAAUUUAGUAGAUGUUAAGAUUGCGAAAUCUUUACCCAGAUUAUGCAUUUUGUCAGGACUAAGUGGUGAGGAGAUGAUAAUGUUUAUUGAUGCAUUUCCAGAAACUGGAUUGCAACCGGCGGUUUUUGCAGCCCUCGUUCCUAACAGCGCAGAUAAACUUCUUGGAGAUGUUAUCGACGAAAUUAUGGGGGAUCAUGAAAUGAUGUCAGGAAAACAAUCAAGUUAGUUCCUGCAACCAUCGCAAGCUUGUACGGCACAAAUUGAUGUCGAGGUUGAUGGAGCUAUAGAUGGAAGAGCUUCAGGGCAGAGCGGGACUUCAUCCUGAACUUUUGUAGUGAUCCAGUAGAUAGUAAAUACACUUCUGGAGCAAACUAAAGCUGUACACAUUCUCAUGCAUUCUGAUGCAUGAGGACUCAUGGCACUUAUGAUGUGCUUGUUAAAAUGUCAAUAAGGGUUGCCCUCACACAAAUUUGUGUGCACCAUCAUCACUAAGGCAAGUAUUGUAGAGUAAAACCUGGGCCUUUGAGCUUGCCAUGAUCUCAAUGUUGUUACAAUAGCUCGAUGGUUGUUAAUGCUAAACAGCUUGAGUUCAAGCUUGUGUUUGACUCCA
Molecule: messenger RNA, 1053 nt
Organism: Musa acuminata AAA Group (dessert banana)
Lineage: Eukaryota; Viridiplantae; Streptophyta; Magnoliopsida; Zingiberales; Musaceae
Exons: 8
Coding region: 28-669 (213 amino acids)
Source: RefSeq, a predicted model, not a curated record